This is a messenger RNA of Chelonoidis abingdonii (Abingdon island giant tortoise), 4880 nucleotides long. RefSeq names its product RNA binding motif protein 33 (gene RBM33). Gene Ontology annotation, molecular function: RNA binding. NCBI's taxonomy places the organism in Eukaryota, Metazoa, Chordata, Testudines, Testudinidae. The record is from RefSeq and is a predicted model, not a curated record.
ACCCCCAGCCGUCAGUGGCGGCCGCCAUGUUGUGGUAGUUUGUUGUUCUCUUGCGGCUGGUGGUGCGGAGCAGGCGGCGGGAGGGCGGAGUGUCCUCGCCCCUUGCAGCCUGGCGCCGAGCGGGGUCGGCGCCCGAGGCUUUCCCCCCACUCCGAGCCCUCAUUGCAGCUGCGGGAGACACCGCCAGGAGCGGCUGCCGCCCGCGCAGGAGCAGGCGCCAUGGCUGCUGCCUUGGGAGGAGCAGAUGAUGACUUUGAUCAGUUUGAUAAGCCUGGUGCAGAAAGGUCUUGGAGAAGAAGAACUGGAGACGAUGACUGGGACAGUGAACUUGAAGAUGAUUUGCUUGGAGAGGAUUUGCUUACUGGCAAAAAGAAUCAGUCAGACUUGUCAGAUGAAGAACUGAAUGAUGAUCUUCUACAGAGUGACAAUGAAGAUGAACCAAGUUUUAGUUCUCAAGGUGUCACAGUUAGUCUUAAUGCUACAUCUGGCAUGGUUACGUCAUAUGACUACUCUGAGAACGCUAAUGAUCAUUCGAUAGAACAUGAGUCAGAAUAUGACCAAGGGGAGGAUGAAAUGGCUUAUGACAAAUCAGGUGAACCUGAAGUAUACUCUCAAGAGUACACAGGGGAAAGACAGUAUGAAGGCAAUGAUGCUGAGCUGACGGAAGACCAAAUAGAAUAUGGAGAAGAACAGGGAGAGGAAGAAAUUUACAAUGAUGAAGUGCUAGACCUUCAAAUCAAUGAACCUCUAGAUGAAUUUCCAGAUGAAGAUUAUAUACACUCAUAUAAUGAACAACAAGAGAUGGAAGAACAGGAAGAAUAUGUAGCUGAAGAGGAAUUGGAGGAGGUCGCUGAUUCCCAAACACCUACAAAUGAAUCAGAAGAGGCAGCUAUUGAAACUCUGGAACUUCAGGAGGAAACAAAAGAAGAAUCUGAUGAGGAGGAGGAGGAGGAUGAAGAAUCUGGACGACUACGUUUCAAAACUGAACGAAAAGAAGGAACCAUCAUUAGGCUCUCAGACAUAACGAGAGAGAGGAGAAACAUUCCAGAAACAUUGGAACUCUCAGCAGAAGCCAAAGCAGCGUUAUUUGAAUUUGAAGAAAGGGAAAGACAGCUUAAACAAGGACGCUAUGGCUCAAGGAGAGGAGGGAGGAGAGGAAGUUCCAUAAUGUGUCAUGGAAUGGGAGAACAAAGAAGAGACAACAAUGAAAGGGGAAGAAUGAAGGAUCACAGGCCUGCGCUGCUGCCAACGCAGCCACCAACUGCGGGUCAUUCACAGAGGUUAAUUCCUCCUCACCAGCAGCAGCCUAUUAGGAGUCUGUUCCAGCAACAACAGCUACAAACACUGCUUCCUAUGCAGCAUCAACACCAUUCAUCUCCUCCUCCAGGACUACAUAUGCCACCCCAGAUGGAAACACCUGGAAUAAUGAUGACUCCACCCCCAGUGACACCCCAACAACCGAAGAACAUACAUAUAAACCCACAUUUCAAAGGGACAGUAGUGACGCCUGUGCAAGUGCCCUUGUUGCCAGUCCCAACCCAGCCAAGACCUGCUGUAGGACCCCAGAGAUUUCCUGGCCCUCCAGAUUUUCAGCAGCAUCCUCCUGGACCUGUUCCUACCAACUUCACCCAAGCCCCAAGAAUCCCUCUACAGGACCAGUGGAGAGGCCCACCUCCACCACCUAUGCCUCCACCACCACCACCUCCUCCUCCUCCCCAGGAAAGAGACCCUUUCUUCCUGGGAGAUCCAAGAUUCCCAAGUCAUCAUUUGUUCGAGCAACGGAGUCCCCCACCUCCACCCCCUCCCCCACUCCUUAACAGUACCCAUCCUGUCCCUACCCAAAAUCCUCUGCCUUUCAAUCAGCCUGGACCAGGAUAUAAUCAGCAAGGGCAGCAACCAGUAUUUCCCAGAGACAGACCAGUAAGGCCAAACAUCCAGCCUCAGAAUCCUGCUGGAAUUCUUCACUUCAGCCAACCAGGUUCAGCAAAUCCACGGCCUUUCAUGCAACCCAGACAGCAAUUCUUACAAAACCCAGGACAGCCAUUUCUAGCAACACAUACACAGCCCAAUAUGCAGGGUCCCUUGCACCCUCCUCUACCGCCUCAGCCUCACCAUCAGCAACAGCAACACCAGCACCACCAGCAGCAGCACCACCAGCAGCACCACCAACAGCAUCAUCAGCUUCAGCAUCAACAUCAACAGCAGCAGCAUCUUGCCGGUCCACCACAGCCUUUGAUUCCCAUUACCCAGCCACAGUUCAGACCUCAUUUGCAGCCUUCACAGCAACAGUCAAAUAACAAUAGAAUGCAGUGUCAACAGCGGCAGGGUCCAAUGAAUCCAAGACAUAGUACACCAACACAGAACAUGGUCAAGCGUCCGAAUCAGCAGCUGCAGUCAACUGCUUCAAGAAAUAGCAACUUGCGUGAAUUACCAAUAGCACCUUCGCAUGCUAUUGAGAUUAGUAACAACCGGCGAACCGCUGCACCUGCUGCGCAGGUGAAACCCAUUACCAGCACAACACCUGCUACAAGAUCUGUAGGAGGUGUUGGGAGCCCACAUGGGAGGACUGAAAUGAAAGCUAGAGCAGUCGUGCCAGUGGUCCAAACUAAAGUAGAAGUAAAAUCUGAACCAGAGUUUCCUGAUGAAGAUGAAGAAACCAGAUUAUACCGCUUGAAGAUAGAAGAACAGAAACGCCUAAGAGAAGAAAUUCUGAAACAGAAGGAGCUGAGACGGCAGCAGCAGGCAGGUGCUAGAAAGAGAGAGUUACUUGAAAGACUUGCACAACAGCAGCAACAGCCUCCUACACAACAAUCUUUCACACAGCAGGAAGAGGACUCAUCAGAGUUUCCCACCAAUGGAAAUCCAUUUAUUGUCCAUCCUGGUGCACAGGCCAGGCAAAAUGUGAAAAAUAGACUUCUUAUUAAAAAGCAAGACAUGGUAGUUGCAAAUAUUCAGCCCAAACCCACAGAUUUCAUGCAAGAUGGGGCUAAUAUGCAUUUUCAAGGACAGCAAGUGAAAACAGUGAAGCCUUUGAGACAAACUAGAACAGUACCACAAAGUCAGCUUCAGCCAUCGCCAAAAGUAUUACAAACAAAACCUGCAGCAGCUACAGCAUCACUCACCCCAGGACAGACUGCUAGAGUGGCGUCGAUACAAGGAAGGCCUCAGGAACUGAAACCUGGUGUGAAAAGGACUGUCAUGCAACGGGCAAACACUGGUAGUGGAGAUGGGCCCCAUGUCAGCACCAAAGUGAGGGUGAUUAAGUUGUCAGGAGGGCAGGAGGGGGAGAAUGUUGGCUUUGUGCAGCCAGAGGGCCAGCCCCAACGCCUCCAACAACCUCCAGAACUGAGACAGCAGCCAGUGCGGAAGGUCACAUUGACAAAGGGACCACUCCAGCAACAGCAGCAGCAGCAGCAAACUCAAAUACAUUCAACAGUUCCACAAGGGGUCAAAAACAUCCAAGGGAUUCAUCCAGCUAAAAAGGUCAUUAUGCAUGGGAGAGGCAGAGGAGUAGCAGGCCAGAUGGGCCGAGGACGCUUGAUGCCAAAUAAACAGAACCUACGAGUGGUGGAGUGCAAACCUCAGCCCUGUGUUGUGUCAGUUGAAGGGCUUUCUUCAUCAACUACUGAUGUCCAACUGAAAAACCUGCUUAUGUCAGUAGGACCCAUUCAGCACCUGCGUUUGGAAUCCAAAAAGCAGAAGCUGGUAAAGAGGCUGGAGCCUAAAGCAAUGGGAGAAUGUCCUGCAAUAGUUGAAAGAGAAACACCCAACAUUGUUGUGAGGAUCAGUUAUUAGCAAAAGGGCUGAAGAUUGUUCAGGCAAGGGGAGAGAGCAGCAAAUGACAGAGGAGGACUUGCGGAGUGCAGCUGAUGGGACAUAUCCCUGUGUUUCUUUUACACUUACACUGGCUGAUUGUACUCUUAAGUAUUUCAUCCCUUCAGCGAGUUAAGCGGAUUUUUCUCUUGUUAAACUGCCAUGUUCUGUGGCAAGUGACGCAGGAACAGAGUUUUCUUCUCUUGAUUUGAUUAUACUAAUUACUUCAUCAACCUCUGUUUUUCAAAUGUUUGCUGGUGCUUUCUUUAGUACACCUAAGCACCCUCUGUUAUUGAGUAUGCAAGAACAAGUGACAAAUUCAAUAAAUAUUUCAAAAGUGUUUUUCUAGUCUGGAUGAUAAGAUGGUGUUGGGAGAGUAAAUUUAUAUUCGAUACUGUUCUGUAAAUCUUAAUAGUACAGACUUCACUAAGGAUGAAGUCAGAAGGAGACACUUUUGCUGCUCCUCACCCAGUCCAGUGGAUACGGUAUAGGAGAACUGAGCUCAUUUGCAAACUCCUCAGCAGAUGUUGUGUGGCACUUGACUUCUGUUAUUGUUUCUUCACCUGUAAAAUGGGAUGUUGGUACUUACCAACCUUUAAAGAGUUCUACUGACGAAAAAUGGUAACUAUAUAAGUUCUAAGUGUUUAGGUUUUGAAAAGAUGUCCUCUGUACUGAAGAGCUUACAAACUACUAAAUUGCAGUGACUUAGCAAUGUAUUUUUAUUGAUGUGGUAGACUUUAGCAAAACAAUACAAUACAAACUCACUAACCUGGUGCUGAGUAGGUUUGCCAAAUCAUAUUUUUGGGAAAGGAACAUGGGGGAGCUAUUUGGGAUAUUGUUUUCAAAUACACCCAUGGGAAUGCUCCAGUGAAAAUAUUCUUCUCCUAAGUGUUUGAAACUGUUAGUGUUCCAUUUGUUCUGUACUCCUUACAAAAGUCUCUGAGCUUUCCUAUUAGGGAGAUGAGCCAAAUUACAGCACCCCAGUUUUUACUUACUUUGCAAAAUAUGAAGGUGCUAAUUUCCAGUAAUCUGUAUUUUUUUUUUCCAGUGGAUUGCUGGAACAGGAA